Messenger RNA from Kwoniella mangroviensis CBS 8507, 447 nucleotides. RefSeq lists its product as uncharacterized. The record is from RefSeq and is a predicted model, not a curated record. Lineage: Eukaryota; Fungi; Basidiomycota; Tremellomycetes; Tremellales; Cryptococcaceae. Bases 1 to 447 code for a protein of 148 amino acids. The transcript is spliced from 6 exons.
AUGUUCCGAUCAACUGCUCUCAAAUCUCUCCGAGCUCCUCUCCAAGCUCAAACUCAAACCAGAUCAUUCGUAUCCAAAGCUCAACUCGUGGGUCGACUCGGUGCUGCCCCUGAGAAGGGAACUACCAGCGGUGGUCAAGAUUACUAUAGAUACUCUCUUGCUGUUACCAAACCCGGUAAGAGAGAUGCUGAAGGAAGUGAGUUGAUGGACUACCGUCGUCUGUUCAAACGGAGACACCAUAUUGACAUGUACUUGCUUUUGCAGAACCCGUUCUUGAUGAACAAGGUUACCCUGUCCGAGAAUCAUCCUGGUUCACCGUAUUCAACUUCAAAGAAAGGGCUGCCGAGGCUCUUGAGAAAUUACAACCUGGUUCAUUACUCUACGUUGAGGCCCAAAUCGACACCAUCACCACUCCCCACCCGCCGAUGUAAACCUAAAUCGGAUUAA